AUGGUGGUGGUGAUGGUGGUUGCCUCGUCCCCCACCUGAACCUGGCUGGCUGGCUGGCUCUCCUCACACCGACACAGCUCAGCAUAACGGGCGGAGUGAGAGCAACGCUGGCCCUUUAAACCUCACACACACACGCAGCAGCCCAUCUUUAAACCUCCCUGAGACAACCUGCGCCAAGUGCCAUCAAGCCCCCGAGAGAGCAAACACGGAUUACCCAAAAUUAUCUGGACUGACACAACCACACGUCUCAUUAUCUUAUCGUGGACAUCCCUCGGCGUCAGGGGAUCAGAAGGUUAUCUGAGUGCCCCCGCUUAUCUAGGCUGGCGAGAUGCGGCUUUUCGGCUGGGAGACAACGCUGGGCUACUACGGUUGGGGAGGGAGUGACAGUGAUCCUCAGCCCCUGGAACCAGAAGCAGACGCAGCAGCAGACAUGGAGCUCACACCGGAGAGGAAGGAGGCGCUCUCACAGUUUCGGGAGCGAGUGGCGCCGCUGCUCUCGCCGGACCAGCAGCACGAUGACGCCCUGCUGCAGUGGCUCGUCGCGAGGAACUUCAACCUCGACAAGGCUGAGCAAAUGCUGAGGAAGAGCCUGGAGUGGCGGCGGGAGUGGGGGGCAGACACGGUGCUGGAGUGGGAGGUCCCGGAGGUGCUGUCCAAGUACUACCCGGUGGGGAUGGCCGGACACGACAACAAGGGCUGCCCAGUGUGGAUCAUCCCCUAUGGUGGGUGUGACAUGCGGGGGCUCCUGUCCAGUGUGAAGAAGACCGAUUACAUUCGCUACACACUCCGGGUGCUGGAGGCAUCGAGGCGGGACAUGGCGGAGCAGACACAGAAGCUCGGCCGCCCCAUCAACCAACAGUGCUGCAUCUUUGACCUCGAUAACUUCUCCCUCAAACACGUGACAUGGAAGCCAGCCAUGGAUGUCAUCCUGGAAUUGGUACAACUCUACGAGGCAAACUACCCAGAGUUCCUGAAGUGCGCCUACGUCAUCAAUGCUCCCAAGGUAUUCACAAUGGCCUAUGCACUCAUCAAACCCUUCUUACAUGAGGUGACCCUUAAGAAGAUAAAGAUAUUUGGACGCAGCGGGUGGAAAGAGGUGCUUCUAAAGGACAUCAGCCCCGACGAACUACCACAUCACUGGGGCGGCUCCCGGACAGACCCUGAUGGAAACCCAAAGUGUCCUUCACAGAUCUGCCUUGGAGGAGAGGUCCCAAAGAAGUACUACCUCAGCCUCAGUAAGAGCAACCUUUCUAAACUCACCGAGGAUGACAACCUCAGCUCCGUCACACUGAGCAAAGGUGGAAAGAAGAGACUGAAAUAUGAAGUAAAGAAGCCUGGGUCCCACCUCAGGUGGGAAUUCAGGACUGAGGACUUCGACAUCGGCUUUGGAGUGUCAAGGAAAGUCAAGAAGGGCGAGGAGGAGGUCUUGGUGCCCCUACAGAGAGUCAACUCCCAGCUGGUGACAGAGGAAGGCUACCUGGUGUGCACAGAGCCAGGGACAUAUGUGAUUACAUUCGACAACGAGUUCAGUUACGUGCGCUCCAAGAAGGUCCUGUAUAUGGCGACAGUGGUGGAGCCGGACAAGCUGACAGAGGAGUGAGGGGACGGCAGCGCGUCUGUCCCACGAGGGAGACUUUGAACGGGAACAAAAUACUUGCCACUUAUUUCCUUUCCUUGAGAUUGUGUACUACUGAUGUGUUCAUGGACGAAUUAGUCUUCUCUCUGAAGACGAUUUGCCACAUGAGUUGUACAUUUAUGAGAUUAUGUAUAUUGGUGAUUUUUCUACACAAAUAUUCGUUAUCUAUUGAAACUUUGCAGCUUGAUGUAAUCUUACUUCUUCAGUGUGUGUAUGCAUGUGUGACAUUACUUUGUUGUACAAAUUUCCCCCCCAACAGGUAGUGGUGAUGUCACCUUUUAAUAGUGUGAUUGGAGCUGCUGCACCCACAACCCUAAUGUCAUUUUAUCCCCUAGAUCUACCACAAAAAAAAAAAAGGGAUUCCUCUUAACUCCUUUGACAUUUGUAUGAAACAAGUUGACUUGACAAGCUAAUUGCUUCUGAUCUCAAGAGUGAGAAAACAGUUGCUCCUGUCAAAUUAAUAUAUUGUGGAUUGUAAGUGUGUGUGUGUGUGUGUGUGGUGGAAGAUUACCAAGCAUGUGUGUGUGUGUGCCUAGGUGUGUAUAUGCAGUCCAUGCUACCAAUACUCAAGAGAGCAUGUUGUGCCUUCAUCUCUGUCUGUAAACCCUCAGGAUGUUUCUUUCAUCUUCUUGUCUGUGAUGUUGACAUGACCCAAACAUGUGAUAAAGAAAAAAGUUGUGUACUUAUAACGAAUUCUUGAUGGAUAUUUUAUGUAGUAGUUUCAUUUAAGAGAAAAGUCUUCUGUUAGGGCAUUAAUUGGAGCACAUGUAAAUAUUCAGUGCACAUAUCACGCUUGGGUAUGAGGCUUUUACAUUGUCUAGUGUUGCUACAUUAUUACUUCCUUUAGCACAAGUUGCAUAACAUAUCAAGGCAACUCAUAUAACUGAUAUUCUGAAGAGGAAUCAGUAUUAAUUGUAAUAGUACACAUAACUGGGGACUGGUUAUUUGGUCUCACUUCAGUUCACUUAUGCAGUAUCCUCAUCCUUACUAUCCAUGCCUCUGAUGCCCUGCUCCCUUCAGCAACUCCCCCAAGGGGAAGGCCAGGGUAGAAGUGACUUUCUUUGUCAUCAGACACAAGUCUGGAUUAGUUUCCUUUCAUCCUGAUGUGUAGCAGGACUGGUCAAGUGGGGUUUGUCCUGUCAUGUAUGUAAAGAAUAUAUUCUAGAGAAUGUAUAUAACUCAUGAAGGUGAUAGGGAAGUAGAUAGUUUCUUUACAUAUUAGUUUUUGUUACUUCAGCUCCUAUAAAGUUUCAACACUAGAGAUAGCCAGUGAAGAAAUUACAACCUAAAGCAGAUAUAUUUGCACUGUAAAAUGUAUGUGAUAUAUUUGAUAAAAAUUAUUCAUCAAAUAAAGUACUUUUUUCUAGACUGAAUUGUAAUCAAUGUACAAACAAUAAAUAUAACACAAAGAACUGAGAGAA
Molecule: messenger RNA, 3057 nt
Organism: Eriocheir sinensis (Chinese mitten crab)
Lineage: Eukaryota; Metazoa; Arthropoda; Malacostraca; Decapoda; Varunidae
Product: SEC14-like protein 2
Exons: 10
Coding region: 329-1600 (423 amino acids)
Cellular component (GO): cytoplasm
Source: RefSeq, a predicted model, not a curated record